Melanotaenia boesemani (Boeseman's rainbowfish) is the source of this 1672-nucleotide messenger RNA. RefSeq lists its product as uncharacterized. NCBI's taxonomy places the organism in Eukaryota, Metazoa, Chordata, Actinopteri, Atheriniformes, Melanotaeniidae. The record is from RefSeq and is a predicted model, not a curated record. The coding region runs from base 1 to 603 and encodes 200 amino acids. The transcript is spliced from 3 exons.
AUGAAAUACACAGCAGGUCUUCUUAGAGUGGCAAAUGCCCGGUUGGUGAUUCUGAUGCUAUGCUUGCUCACAGGACCUGCACUAAAGAGGUCUGCUGCUCAGGCAUUAUGCCAACCCAAAGAAUUGAUAAUCCUCACCAAAAGUGAAGUCAUAAAGACUUUGCAAAGUUUCGACAAAGCCAAUGGGGAUAAUCUUGGCAUUUGGCACCCAGGCUUUCCUCUGCUGCACGUCAACCAAAGCUCUCCUCUACAGGGACCAAAUGUGCAAUGCAGCCUCCACUUCAUGACUCAGGGCCUGGAAAAAAUCAAGGAGGACCAGAAAACUGACCUGAAUCCCAAAGAUGUCUCACUUGACAAGCUUUUCAAAGAGACAAUUUUUCGGGUGAAUAUGCUUGCAAUAUGUGUGAAGAGUGUUCUUGGAGGGGAAUGCUCCAAUGAACCCUUCCCGCCCAAUAUGCCUAAACAUACAUUUGAAAAGAAACAGUGGAGUCACACUCUACUGAAAUCAGCAAGGGAUUAUCUGGCCUGGAUGCAGCAUAGGUUUAAACCCACAUCUGUAAAGGAAAGAUUUAAAUACUUAAGUGGAAGUCAGCAUCAACUAUAACACUGAUCUCUGUGCAUGAUGCAAAUGUAGUUACAAUUUAUGAUUCUUUUAAAGAUUUAUAAGAUGUGUACAUGGUUAUCAUUAAUACAGUACACACACAUGCAUUUGGGAUCUUUCUAGUUAGUUUCUUUUUACUUAGUAAGAUUAUAAAUCAACUGAUAAAUGGAAAUAUGACACCUGUAUGAGCUGCCUAAAGCAUGCUAGCUAAAAUUAGGUAGUUAAAUCACUUUUUAUUAAAAAAAUAUAUUGUCAACUCUUUAAAGUAGCUAUAAAUUAACAUUUUUUACAAACAUACAGUCACUGUUUUUGCUAUUACUCAAUGAGAUGGGUUGAUUCCACUUUGAUAGCUGUCCGUUCAAUUGUGAGGCAGUUAGCCUCCUGUUAGCUUAGCAUAAUCACUGAAGGUGCUUGCUUGCCAGGAUACAGCCAUACAUUUCCAGGAGUUUUGCUAAGGUAACUUCUAGUUGAGACUCCUUAUUUACUUCAAACAUGUCAUUUGUAGCAGUUCUGUCACCAAAAUAUGCCAAUAUCCAAAAAUAUGCUUCUGCUACAUGGAAGUUACAUAAAUGGCUUUUUUUUUUUUUUUUUGUUAAACUUGAUAAGCCUCAAGAACUGGCACGUCCCUAUGUGACAGUAAUUAAUCAACUUGCCAAGGAAACAAAUGAGAAGGGGUCUGGUACAUUUCUUAAUUAUAACAGUUUGUUUUCUCAGCCUUCACAGUGAUUAAUUGUUUUACUCUGGACACCUAUCCCUUGUGAGCUUGCUACACUGCCCGAGGUAGAAAGAGAAGCUGAUAAGAAUCACCUUCACUGAGUCGCCAGUUUAGGCUCCCAUCAGUGUAUUUCACAGUGAAAUUUGCAGCCAGAUGGACGGAGCAGAGUAAGGCUGAUAAGUCUGUCAGACUCCCAUCAAAGAAAUGCAAAAAAACAGCACUGUAAAAACAAGAUUAAUGCCAGUCUCAUCCUGGUCAAGUUAGGUGAUGAAUGUUUUUUCAUUUAUUGUUCUGAAUGGCCUUUAAAUGUGUCCUCAAAUUAUUGCUAAGAUCUUUUCACACGUUUCAUCCAUCAUC